UGCGUAGCUUUGGCUUAGCUUCGACAACACUAAAACAAUGCCUACACGUCUCGGGAAACAAUCUUAAGGCUUGCAGUUAAAACAGCUGACAGGUGCACACAGUAAGGACGCAUCUUAUCAGCAGAAUGCCUGAGUCACUAGUCUCCUGUGGACAAAGCAACAGUUGCUGACUGCUGAUGUUUCAUGUUCUCUCAGAGUCACGAGGUUUAAAACAGUUGUCUGAUUGACACAGGCUUCUGGAACCAGCAGAUUAAGACAGAUAUUCAAACACAGAGCACAUGGGAGUGAUGACGGAGGCCCUGCAUUCUCUACCUCACCCUCUAACAAGUGAUAAGUGACAAACCAGCACAGUGGCUCUGCGCUCCACAAGCUGCACGGUCUCUAGUGUGACAGCAUUUCAGACAGCAACGAGAAAAAUACGCGUGUCUUUUAUCGCAGGAGAACAGGGUGCUGUUCAGGUGAAGCUGGAGCUCGGGCACCGCGCUCAGGUCCGGAAGAAACCCACCGCUGAAGGCUUCACACACGACUGGAUGGUGUUUGUCCGCGGGCCGGAGCACACCAACAUCCAGCACUUUGUGGAGAAAGUAGUGUUUCAUCUGCAUGAAAGUUUCCCCAGACCAAAAAGAGUGUGCAAGGAUCCACCAUAUAAAGUGGAAGAGUCUGGAUACGCUGGCUUUAUCCUGCCUAUUGAAGUGUACUUCCGAAAUAAGGAGGAGCCGAAAAAAGUGCGCUUCGACUACGAUCUGUUCCUGCAUUUGGAGGGUCAUCCCCCUGUCAAUCACCUGCGCUGUGAGAAACUCACCUUCAACAACCCGACAGAGGAGUUCCGCAGGAAGCUGCUAAAGGCCGGAGGGCAACGAGAUCCUCACAAAAGAAGUUCAGAAGACUCUAAAGUGAUGGUCAUGCAGGAAGGCUCCACGUCUCUGUUCGGUCAGCACCUUAAGCUGCCCACUUUACCCAGCAGCUCACUGACACUGAACUUCUCUGAUGGCAAAAAGAACAAGUCCUUUUCAGGAGCAAAGGACGGGUCUAAAAGCAGUAGUGCCCUCACCAUCACCACCACCAACAACAGCAUCAGCAGCAGCUCACUCAAGCUCCACAAGCCAUCCAAGGAGCACAAGGACAAGCCUUCCAAAGACUCAAAAGAGUCCAAAAGUGCCUUCAGAGACUUCAGCAGGGACUCGGGCAAAGUCUCCAAAGACUCCUUGAAGAAACCCAAAGAGAACCAGCCGCUGCGUGAUGAGCAGCCCAUCCCUAAGAUGGGUUUCAAAGAGCCCAAGGCCAUAUCUAAGGAACACCGGGCAACUGAGGUUAGCUUCUCGAGCUUGGGCCAAAAUAAACGAAGGCCCUCAAUGGACGAUGAAGCCCACAUUACCAAAAAACGGAAAGGAAGUUUUUCAGAGUCAUCGCAGAAGCUUCAAUCCGGUUCUAGCUUGGUCCAGCCUCACCACUCGGAUAAAAAGGCUCUAAAGGACAAAUCGCAGGUCCGGCAUGCCAAGUUAAGGGAUAAUGAGCUGUCAGAGAGAAGGAAGGUGUCCACAUUGCCUCCUUUUCAGGAUGUGGUGGACCCAAAUGACUCUGAUAUGGAUGACAACAUUUCUGCUAAAUACGACUCAGAACAGCCCAGUCCUGCCAGCUCCAGCUCCAGUUCGAGUUCAGGAUACAGACCGACACACAAGCGACAAGUGCUGGGUCCUUUACAGACGAUAAUUCCAGAUUUGCACUCAGAUGACAAUGAAGACGAGUCGGAGGAGGAAGAGGACAACGACAUGGACUCGGACAUGGAGCGUCCCUUACACACACACAUGACGCAUCGCCAUCGCAGGGUGAGUUUGAGUGACGGCAGUGACAGUGAGAAUAGCUCCACCUCCUCACCACUCCCGCACAACGAGGCCCCGCCUCUUCUGAAGGCUAGCAAUAAUCAGAUUCUAGAAGUGAAGAGUCCCAUGAAGCAGACAAAAGUGGAUAAAAACAAGAAUAUCGACUGUGACAAGGCAUACUUGGAUGAAUUGGUGGAGCUCCAUAGAAGACUAAUGGCACUGAGAGAGAGGCACAUAUUACAGCAGAUUGUAAACCUCAUCGAAGAAACUGGACAUUUUCACAUCACAAACACAACCUUUGACUUUGACCUUUGCUCCUUGGACAAAACCACGGUUCGAAAGCUGCAGAGCUAUCUAGAAACUUCUGGAACAUCUUGAAGACGUGUGCAGCUGGCUGCCAUGAGCAGGAACACCAGACCUCCUAACUGUCCUCCUGAUUUUGUCUCAAUCAGCUUGUGGCAAUGUUAUGGAAUCAGCUUCAUUGAGAGGUCCUGGAGCUCCUUUCUUCUCUCUGUGUGCCUCAGAGAUGGAUGUGAGAUUCUUCCUGUCCACCAGGACUUCACCUGAAAAGCCUUGAAAAGUCCAACAUUGCCAAAAAGGGAAUAAACAAGUUCAUGCGCCAAAAAAAAACAAUGUGCAUAUUGUUACGAUGUAUGAAUGAUGUUUGGUUCUGUUCUUUGUGACGAAUGCAUGUCUAAACACUGCCUUACACCAUUGUCUAUUUAUUGAGUGUGAGUUUCAAGUGUGUGUGUGUGUGCGUGUAAGAGCAAAUGAUAUUAAACUCGUGCAAGCACUUGGGCACAGUCAUGUCAUUGGUGUUUUAAGGUGGUGAAGUGUUAGAUUUUCCUCACCAAAUCUAACAAUUACAUCCAGUGUGAAAGGAAGAACAAAUUAUCCAUGAAAUAUUUACAAGACUGUUUGGACAUGUAAAGGCACUGUAGAAAUUGUGGUUUUAGAGGAAAGCACCAGUCUUGGUCUUACUGCUGUUUCCAGUAAAAGCAAUGUCAUGAGACAAAACUUUCAUGGUGAGGAUCAAAUACUAUUUUUAAAUGAUUGCACAUGAAGGCAGUACCAACAUUGGAAUAAUUUAGGAAUGUCACCUUUUGUACUGGUCAGGACUGAGCUAAAAUAAUGAUUGAUUUUAAGGCCAAAUAUGCUUACAUAGUAAGAAUAUGUCUCAGUUGAAAGCUGUCUUAUUGAAUCUGUUGAUGUUAUUUAUUUCAUUGGGACCACAAUCGCUUUGCUUGUGUGUUGGCUGUCUCUAAACCAGUGGGAACUGGUUAUGGGUCUUUUGGAAAUUUUAGUUUGUCAGAAUUCUUUUUUUUUUUUUUUUUUUCAUUCAAAGUUUACUCUUCAGGUCCUCUGAACUCUUCUUUUAUAGACAGCUUGAUCAAUUGCUAGAUGUCAUUGUGGGCAGAUUGUACAGUUGAGCUGUAGCCAUGAUGGUUGAGUUAUGCCUUAAGGCAAGACCAGUAUCAUUUAGAUGGGUUAUUUUAAAUCACGUGAAUACAUCUGUAAGAGCUACAGAUUACUUUGGUGACCUGACAGGGAGGGGGCUGAAUUAUUGGCACUGUGUGUAUUUAAAAAAAAAAAAAAAAAAAAAAAAAAAAAGUGUACGAAUUUUUCAUAAUUGCAUUUUUGUAUUGUGUUUGUUUUUGAAUGAAAUCAAACCUUGUAUACUUUUUUUCUGUCUGGAUUUCCCUGAUUUGAGUUUCUCAACCCAAAGAACCUUUAGUUUAGCUAUCAUUAUAUAAUGUUUAUAUGUGUGUAUAAACUUUAUAUGUGAUAAAAACUGAAUAUCUUUCCUUUCUUGGAAGGUACUGACCUGAUUCCAGCUGAACAUUUUUUUAUCCUAAUAUAAAAUCCAAACAGUCUGCAUCAAUGUCUGGUUAUUGACUAGAAAGUGUGUAUGAUCAGAAUUAUUAAUGUGAUUGUAAGAACCAAGUGUAGCGUGUAUGUAAAUUAACUUGCGUGAGAGGUGACUGUUAAAUGUAGCUGCAAGCAGUGAUUAAGGGGUCCAAGCACUCUGUGAUGACCUGUGGAGAUUUGAUCCAGGUGACUUGGUCCUUUUGGAAGGACUUUGUUGACUUAGAAAUUCUCAUUUUGUAAGGGAGAUGAUUUCAUGAACAUAUCUUCAUGUUCAGCUCUUUAUUGUAGUUCCACCUAGUGGUGAAGUCACAGAGCACAGGUGAUCUUUAGGGUGUGGUCUAAAACACACCUACCAUGUUUGAUGUCAGUAAAACAAAGGUUUGCUGGAGAAUACAGGCUGACUUCCUGUUUGGCAUUUUUAAGGAUGAAUAUCAAAAAUGAUUUAACAUUUGUCAUCUCAUUCUCAAGUUUUCAUUUCAACUUCUUGUAUAGUUGACUUAUAUAUCAUAAUUUGUGCUGCUCUCAGGAUAAACAGAAUCAAAAUAACAAAGAAUCAUGUGUUUAGUUUGUCUUUUAAUUAUAGUUAAUUAUAGUACUUAGUGACUUAGGGCACGGUUGUAACACCCCCACACCGCCCCCACCUCAGCUGGGUGUCAGUAUGCCAAAACUUUGCUGAAGUACAGACUCACUUCCUGUUUGGUGACCUGCCAGCAUCUUUGUUAGAGCAUUACUGGCGAACAGAUAUGAAUUUCAGAAAUCAUUUGAUAACCUUGGUGAGGGCCACUCAGGAUCACCUGAUUGAAGUUUGAACGGACCACAUUUGUAGUUGUAAAGAAAAUUGUUACAAUUUAAGAUUGUGGCCAUUUGAAUAUGGCAGACCCUAAUCAUAGGCAAUUGGAGUGGUGAUUCUGUGACCAGUGGUUCCCAUGAUAUGGACAGAAAUGUGUGUCCAAAUUUGGCUUAUUGGUGGCAGUAGAUGAAUUAAGGGGCAUACUCAAAAUUUGGUGAAAAGACAUUUAGGACCAUAGUGAAUCAGUGUGCCAAAUUUUAUAAAUAUCAUGCAAACGGUUCUGUGGGUUGCCAUAGACUCCCAUGGCAUGUAUAACAACAAUAAAACAUACAGUCACUAUGGGGCCCCUGCAUCAUUGGGGCAUAGACCCCUAAUUACCUACUGGAAAUCCAGAAACCUGCAAAGGAAUAUUAUAUUAGCAACCUUAAUUUGAAAAAGAAAUGUUUGGUUCAUGCUGAUGGAGUCUUUUAGCUCAUAUCAACACCAAGAUCAAAGCCCCAUACUCUGUAAGUCUGAACCUUGCCUGUGUCGUUGUACUGUAACAGUAUUAGCCAGUGAAGAUGGUUAAGUAAUUACUGGAGCUUAUACAGUGCAUUAACAGUGUUGUUCUAGUGGAAAGGAUCACUCAAGUCUCACUUAAGAUUUUAAAUGCUGACAUUCUUUAGCAGACCUUUUUUUUUUAAAUCUAAGUGCUGAUAUAAAAGAAACCAUGAAAGGGGGAAAGUUCAUGAACACAGUUUACUAAAUCACAUAACUUUCCCACUCUCCAUGAAAUUGUCGGAAAUGUGUUUUUUUUAUGGUACAGCGUGGGUGGUCUAACAAUAGAGUGGUGAGGUCCUCUACAAGAUGCUCAAUUUCUUAAAGAUCAUGGUGUCAUCUGAACAUAUUUGUGGAAAGAGAUCAAAUUCUUUAAGCAUAAAAAAGUUUGUACACUAAAAAUCACUGUCAGAAGAGGUCUUGGGAGUUGAGGCUGGGAUGAUGGUAGCAGUCUAAACUGAUAGUGCCAUAAUGCAGUACAGGCAGCUUAGCAGGCCUGGAGGAUUUCACACCUUUUGUCUUUAGUUGAAAUGAAACACAACAAAAUAAAACUACCCAAGUGUGUUACAUUUAUUUUCCUGUAAUACACUGGCUUUGGUUAUUAGGAAGCAGAUAUUCUAUUUCAUAGUAUGUUUGAGAGCAAGUUGAAUGUUGUGUACUGUCAUUUUUAACUUUUAACAUUUUUAACUCGUUACACAAGACUUCAUAGCUAUUUCCUUCUUUCUUCCUUUCCUUCAGCAUCUUUUGUCUAAUAACAGCCUUCGAAUGGGUGCUAGGAAGCGUGAGUGCAUCUGUAACUGUCCCACUAAGCCUUUUGCUUAACACCAUUCCACAAAGACCAUAAGCAACUGAAUGUCAGCACAGAGCCAUGUGUCUGACUGCUGUCCAUCUGUAGCCACAUGAACUUUCACACUCAUGUCAAGUCAGACAACCGGCAUGCGAUACAGAAGAUAAACAUAAAGAACACCAACAAAUCUAGUGAGAUUAGUAUCUCAGUUCAUGAUUACAAAACAGUAAUGGAUAGGGAUCAUGGGAAAUGGAAUCUACUCAAAAAAUUCUUUCAGGACCAGAAAGACUGUGAAAUGAUUGGCACUGCAUCUGUGGAAUAUUCUCCAGUCCAGCUACAGCUACUGAAAAACACUGGCCUGGG
Molecule: messenger RNA, 6166 nt
Organism: Pangasianodon hypophthalmus (striped catfish)
Lineage: Eukaryota; Metazoa; Chordata; Actinopteri; Siluriformes; Pangasiidae
Gene: mllt3
Product: MLLT3 super elongation complex subunit
Exons: 13
Coding region: 531-2198 (555 amino acids)
Biological process (GO): regulation of DNA-templated transcription
Cellular component (GO): super elongation complex
Source: RefSeq, a predicted model, not a curated record